Molecule: messenger RNA, 4563 nt
Organism: Eremothecium sinecaudum
Lineage: Eukaryota; Fungi; Ascomycota; Saccharomycetes; Saccharomycetales; Saccharomycetaceae
Gene: ATG2
Product: Atg2p
Exons: 1
Coding region: 1-4563 (1520 amino acids)
Biological process (GO): autophagosome assembly; reticulophagy; piecemeal microautophagy of the nucleus
Cellular component (GO): phagophore assembly site; extrinsic component of membrane
Molecular function (GO): phosphatidylinositol-3-phosphate binding
Source: RefSeq, a predicted model, not a curated record
AUGGCGUCGUGGCUACCCCAGCACAUUCAGAAGAAGCUGCUGCUUUAUGUGCUUCAGCAGAUGUCAAUAUUUUCUCAUGUAGAUGUCUCUAAUUUGGAUGUGUCCUUAGGACGCCAAUCUCAUUUCGCCUUCCGCGAUCUUAAGUUGGAUAUUGACAGCAUUUCUAUACCCAAUCUCUCCGUAACAUCUGGUCAUAUUUCUGAGCUAAAUCUAAAACUUGCUGUGGCAGGAGGACUCGACAUAGUUGGAGGAGGACUUAAACUUGAGGCUAAGUUAGAAGUGAAUAAUAUUCCCUCUCCAAAUGAUAUUGCAGCGACGUUAGCUAAAAGCGUUAUCGACCUGACUAAUUCCAUGAUGCUUCCUUUAGAUGACUCAAACGAUGAAGAAGAUGAUGCGGUCACGAAUAGUGGAAGUGAUGGAGGGGAGACGAGUACCGGCUCCCCAACACCUUCCACAUUAAGCGCUAUGCGUAAUAAAGCUCUGGUAUUAGCACUAUCAAAUCUUUCUCUGAGACUUUCAAGAACUGUUUUGUCAUUAUCAUUUUCAGAUGAGCUUACUAUUGAUGUUUUCAUUGAGAAUAUUGAGUACAGCACAAUUGAUAGUAAGGGACAUAUCAAUAUUCAAGGUAUUAAGGUAACUUUAAUGGAAAAACAAUCAUUGGUUGAUGAGGAGACGCUUUCAACUAGUUUUGAUGCAUCUCUAUAUAUGAGUGCUAUGGAUUCGCUGUCCAGGUCCAAAGUUUCAGGAUCAGAAAUGCUUAAUAAGGAACCAGUUACGUUGUGUAAAGUGGAUUCUAUUAAGCUUCUGUUUGAAGGUGUGACGUCAACUGAUGAUCUCCGAAUUAAAGACAUUGUAAUGUCAAUUGGAGCCGUCGAUAUUUUCUUUGAUGCUAUGCUGGAAAUCAAUAGAAUUAUAAUCGAAACAAUCUUGGAGAUCAUAUCUUUAUUGCAGAAGUCUGACAUGGACCCCAAACCAUCAACUAGGUUACAUAGCUACCAAAGGUUCAAAGAGGAGCAGGAAAUUGAGGAGCCCUCAACUUUUACCCAACUACAUUUGGCAUUUUGUAAUAUAGUGCUUCCGAAAGGUAUUACAUUACAAAUAAAUAAGCUGGAUUUCAAAAAUAGUCUCAACGACCAUUCAACUAUUGCUUUGCAAAGUAUUUAUUUGAAAGAACAUGGAAGGAACUUACUUACUUCAGAUAAUUACACGAAGCCUCUGAUAAUUUUUACUGCCAACGAUGUCCAAAACGAGAACAGGAUAAUAAUUAACAGCAACAUUACAAUCACAAUUACCGAAGGUUUAAUUGACGGCUUGUUAUACACCUAUAAUGAUCUACAGUCGAUUUUGAAAGCUUGGAAUAAGUUUAAGAAACCUUCAGCUUUGGUGGUCCAUGAACAAUUCACUAUUAUUAAAUCGAAGGAUUUAAUUUUUGAUUUUCCUUUAACAGAAUACAAGUUGAGAGUAAAAGUUUCUCCAGUAAAGGUAGAACUUUCAUCCCUAUCUUUAUCAACCGAUCUUAUUGUUGUUAAUUUAGGUAAAGGGUCUAAACAUGUUGAUAUAGCGGAAUUUAAUAAUUUUGUCAUUGGGAAACCGAACAAUGCUCAGUUCGAGGCAUACGAUAUUAAAUUUACGGAGAUAUUGCUUACAUCUAAAAUAAAAGGGACAAUUUCUAAUAUCGAUAUUAAAUGUUCUGAGGAUGAACUAAAAAAUGUACUUGCAGACCUGACGCCUUAUUUGGACAGGGUUAAGCUUCAAAUGGCAUCUGCAACUGAGAAACGCCAAGCAUUUAUGAACAAAAGUGUUCGUAUUAUGAGUGCAUCCAGCUUUUCUCACCGAAAAAGUAUAAUUUCAGAUAUGGUACUAGUAAUAGAAGAUGUUUCAGUUAAUUUUUCGACGUCUUCAAAAUCAGUUGGUGAACUGUCUCUAAAGUUAAAGUCAUCCGUUGUUACUUUUAAUUCCGAUAACACAAUAGUGUUCCACUCUUUGUCGGUUGGAGUGAGUAGAAGACACAUGGGCAAAGCACAGAAGGUCCUAGAUCCGAUUAGGGCGACAAACGCUAUUAAACCAGCUUUUAUACUGCAAUUGACUGAUAAAGAUAAAACUAAGGUUAAUUUUAGGAAUAUUUGUUUUUACUACUAUGCCAGAUGGCUUGACACAUUAGAAAAUGCAGAUAAUGACAAUUCUAAACAUACCAAAGUUUCGAAUGGUGGGCCGUUGGGACGUUUAGAAGUGAAGUUAUUUGACUGUGCAUUCCUGAUGAAUCCUUACAAUUUGAAUACGGCACUGCUAAUUUGCAUUAAUCGGUGCAUUGUAGAUAUCCAAUUCCCUUCGGUGAACACCAAAGUAAUAUUACGAUCUCCAACUUUAAUGCUCAUAGAUGACCGUUCAAAUAUGAAAUUGAAUGCUGCAGAACCAUGGAGCUCGGUUCCGUUAUAUUUUAGCAAAAUUGGCUUCACUACAAUAGGAAAAGCCAAUUCGAUUUCCACAACUUUAACCAAACAGGAAGAGUUGACAAGAUUAGAUAUUGAUGUUGAUCGCAUUGACCUAUCACUUUGUGCAGAUUCCUUCCAAUGUUUUGUCCAAACUUUAAUAGAUUUAAGACCACCGGUGUCUUUCCCGGAUGUAAUGAAAUACAGAACAGAAGUACCUCCUGUAAAUGUAAUGGAUGAUGUUGACGAAGAGUUCUUUACCUCAAAGCACCUCCCAGCUGUGAAUAACUUGCAGUUUGAUACCAUGAAUAUUGUUGACAAUUUUAUUGAUAAUCAGGCGGGGAGUUUCACUACUGUUCCUGUGCCAGAAGAAUCAGAGCAGUCAUCCCCGGUAGGAGAGGAGCCCCCAAUUAAUAUUGAAGAACGUUAUUUUGAGAAGCCAAUUAGUCCUCCCCAUACCGAACUUCCAAAUGAGGAAGCAGAAGUUUUACUAGAUGUAAACUUGAAUGUUCAUAAAGCUAUUGUAAAGCUCCACGACGGCUACGAUUGGAUAUAUACAAGGAAAACGAUUUCAGAUGUGGUCCACGAUAUGGAGGACGAGGUGCACAAGCAGAAAGAACCGACUAGGAUAGAAGCCAACCUAUUUGAUUCUGUUUUCCUUUACGCAGCAUCAAAUACUAAUAUGAAAAAGGUUGUCACUGAUAAUAUUCAAUCUGACAGUUGUGAUGACCAAAAACAGUCAACUUCGCGGAUUAAGCUUCGUCCUUCUGUAAGCCAUAAAGUACUGAUUGAUAUAUCUGGUUUGAAUCUACGAUUUUGUACAUUUAAAGCAGAUGAGCCUACUGAGCAAGAUACUGAUUGGUCCGCCGAUAUUUUGAACACUUGCGCUAUUGAAGUAGAAACAUUUGAGGUCAUAGAUAAUGUACCAACCUCUACAUGGAAUAAGUUCAUCACGCGAUUAAAAGAAGGGCACAAAAAUGAUACCGCAAUGCUUUCCUUGUAUAUAACACUCGUUAGACCAAUUGACUUCCUCAAAUCAACCGAACUGAUCACCACAGCUAAAAUUGCACCUUUAAGACUCCAUGUCGAUCAAGACACUUUGGACUUUUUGAUUAGGUUUGGAGAGUUCAAAGAUCAGAGAUUCGAACUCAUCUACCAGUAUCCGGAUAUAGUGUAUGUGCAAAGGUUCGAAGUCCAUUCUAUCGAUAUCCGGUUAGAUUAUAAACCCAAAAAAAUUGACUUUGUAGGUUUACGGUCAGGUCACACUAGUGAACUAAUGAACCUUUUUACUUUAGAAGGAGCCAAGCUUACUUUGAAACGUGUGGUAUUAUACGGUAUCGAGUUAGCGGAUUUGAACGCUUGCCUAAACGGUAUUUGGACGCCGGACGUCAAAAGAUCUCAACUACCUAGGGUCCUUAAGGGUGUUACUCCCCUUAAAUCCAUCAUCACCCUUGGUUCAGGAGUUAAAGCUCUUGUUACAGUACCUAUUAAGGAAUAUCAACAUGACCAAAGGCUAUCAAGAAGUAUCCAAAAGGGAGCACAGGACUUCAUAAAAACAACAAGCGGUGAGUUGCUCCGCCUAGGGGUAAGAAUGGCUUCCGGUACCCAAAUUAUUCUGGAAUAUACCGAAGAAUUAUUAGGUGGUCAAGGGCACCGCGCUAGAGGUCCUCGAACCGCUUAUAUUUAUGACGAACAGUCUAGCCCAAUUUACAAGGAAGAUACAGAUCUUUUCCGCUCCCCUCGUCGCAAUCAAACCCCUUCCGACCAAUCAGAAACCUCCGAAGAGGAUUUCGAGCGCGUCAAUGUAAUCAGCCUGUAUGCUGACCAACCAGCAAACGUCCAGUCCGGGGUAAAGGACGCUUAUGGAUCCCUAGGCAAAAACUUUAAUAUUGCUUACGGAGCCAUGCGAAAAGCACACAGAGAUGUAAAGCACUCAUUCUCAGCUCAGAACGCAGCUACUGCAUUUGCAAAGGCAACUCCAAUUGCUUUUUUACGACCCAUGAUUGGGGCAACUGAAGCAUUAUCCAAGACAUUACAGGGUAUAUAUAAUCAAAUGGAUCAAGACAAUCUCGUCAAUAUGAAAGAUAAGUAUAAGCAGUCUGGGCCGAAAGCUGAAAAGCCAGCUAAGCAAUAA